AUGGUCGGCGUCGGCGCUGUGCCGAAACGCGGCAGAGAGGAAGAAGGGCACAGAGGAGUCGGCCUCGCAGUGUGCAGCGGGGAGGAGCGGUGGUGGUGGCUCACCUUGGCAAAGAAACAGUUGAUUCAUCAGCCUCAAGAAAUGGCAGUGGUCCUAAGCUUUUUUGUUAAAAGAUACAUCGACAAACUAUCUGAAUUUAUCGAGGGAGAGAUAAGUAAAGUGCUAGGCGUUAAAGAAGAAAUUAAGAGACUUCAUAGAAAAUUAUCAAGAAUUAGUAUUUAUAUUCAAGAUGCCGAAAAAAAAAGACAGAAAGAUCCUGUGAUCGACAAUUGGGUGAAGGAAUUAAAAGAUAUCAUGUAUGAUGCAGAAGACAUACUUGAUCUUUGCUUGAUCGAAGGUGGUAGAUUAUUGGAGGCCCAUCCAUCUUCUUCAGGGGUAUGCUCUCCGGUCAGUUUGCUUUCAUCUUGCUUUCAGUGUUCUAAGUUCCGCAGAAACAUUUGCCAUCAAAUAAAAAGAGUUGAUGAAAGACUUGAUGAAAUAAAAGAGGAUAAUCGUGUUAUACCCAGACUAUUAGAGCAUAGAUAUGAAGGACUCCAAGAAAACCCAGUAAAAAAGUCGAUAUCUCCUACCUCUCCCAUACAUGUGGCUGCAGAUAUUGUAGGGACACAAAUUGUAGAUGCUGCAGAAGGCUUAAUUUCGGAGAUAGAGCAUAGCAAAAAGAGAUGCAGUGUGUUGGGAAUUUCUGGGAUGGGCGGAAUAGGCAAGACUAUUCUAGCACAAAAAAUAUUCAACGAUGAAAUGGUGAAAAAACAAUUUCCAAAUAGAGUGUGGUUACAUGUAUCCAAGGAUUACUCUCACAUUGAGCUGCUCAAACAAGUACUGAGAGGUGUAAGAGGAAAUGAUGAUGGUGUUCAAAGUAGAGCAGAAGUUGAAGGCAGAAUUGUUUCUCUUCUUUCAGAAAGUUUGCUUCUUGUAUUGGAUGAUAUAUGGAGCGCAAGUGUAUGGAGAGAUUUGCUCAGAAAUCCCAUUUUGAAUGGUUCGUGUAGGACUGCUAUCUUAUUUACCACCAGGCAUGAAGAUGUCGCAACGGAUAUGAGAGCUGAUUUUGUUCACCAUGUUGAGAAAAUGGACCAAGACAAUGGUUGGGAAUUAAUUAGAAAGAUUGUUUUUGGAGAUGGAGAGGAUCAAAUAAUUUCUGAAUUGAAAGAAGUUGGUAUGGAAAUUGUCAGAAAAUGUGAUGGUCUUCCUCUGGCAAUUAAAGUGAUAGCAGGUGUUUUAUUCCGCAAGGAAAGGACUAAGAGGGAGUGGAAAAAAGUUAUUGAAAGUGAUUUAUGGUUUAUGAAAGAGAAUGAAAACGAAGUAUCAAAGGCUUUAUACUUGAGCUAUGAGAAUUUACCUUGUCACCUUAAACAAUGUUUUCUUAGUUGUGCUUUUUACUGUGCCAUAUCAAUUCGAUCAGAUAUAAUCCGACUGUGGGUGGCCGAAGGGUUUGUGAUUGAACGAUCAAAUAGUUUGAUGGAAGAUAUUGCAGAAGACUACUACAAAGAACUUAUUGCAAGCAACCUUUUGCAAAUGGAUAAUAUAUUUUUAACAGGUACAAGAUUUGUUAUGCAUGAUAUUUUACGAUCUUUUGGGGAAAAUUUGAUGGAAGAGGAAGGGAUUAUCAUUAAUAAUGCUCUAUACACAAAUAUAAAUUCUUUGACGAAGAUCCGUCGUUUGUCCAUAUCAAGCCAAGGCGAUUUGUUAUUGCUCCCCAAUGCGAUAAUAGAGCAAAAGUGUUUAAGAGCUCUACACCUCGUUAAUUGUCCUCAAAUCAAGAGAAUAGAGAAUCAUGCAUUUGAAAACUUAAAGCGUCUCAGGGUCUUGGAUUUGUGUGAUACAUCCAUAGACAGCCUCCCAGAUUCUCUUACGAAAUUGCUGCAUCUAAAAUACUUGGGUCUUGAUCGAACAAAGAUUAGAAGGCUUCCUGAAUCCAUUAAGUGUCUUGCAAACCUGCAAACUUUGAAUCUGUCGGGGUGUGAAUCACUGCACGAACUUCCAAAGGGCAUCACAAGGUUGAUCAAUUUGAGGUGCCUUCGAAUUGAGGGUACUCCGCUCACCCAUGUUCCAAAGGGAGUUGGGAAGUUAAAAAAUCUCAACCAUCUUUCUGGAUUUUUGGUCGGCCAUUGUGACUCCACGAGCGAGAUGGAUGGAGGUUGUGACAUGGACGAGUUGCAACAUUUGUGCAAUCUAAGAUUUUUACGGAUAGAUAAAUUGGAAAGGGCGACAAGUACAGGAAGCAGAAACUUUGUGCUUGCGAACAAAGCAUUUCUUAGGAGAUUGAAUCUUGGAUGGACAAUGAAUAUUAAUGAAUACAAUGAGGAGCAAAUCACUGAGGCGGAGAGGAUAUUCAACCAACUCAGUCCUCCACCGACACUACAAGGCCUUCGCAUCACCGUCAAUUUCCCUGGCCGACAGUUUCCAGAGUGGAUGGUGUCAACUUCUGGACUUGAUUCUUUGGCUGACCUUACAUUUUUUAAUCUUGUCAAUUUUCCAUCAUGUACAGUGCUCCCUCCUCUGGGACAACUACCCAAUCUUAAAAUCCUACACAUUGAAGGAGGAGAAGCAAUCAGGAGUAUUGGACCUGAAUUCCUCGGAAGCAGAACGCCUGCAUUCCCAAAACUUAUGUAUGUAGCAUUCAAAAACAUGACCAAUUGGGAAACGUGGGUGUUGUCUGAGACCCAAGAUGUUGUGGAACCUAACGAGGAUCUUCAUGCAAGGAACCUCAAUUCGUUUCCUAAUCUGAAAGAAUGUAAGAUCAUCCACUGCCCAAAGCUGAAAAAUAGCAUCCUUCCCUCAAAUAGGUAUUUGCAAAUUAAUAACUGUCCAAAUUUGGAAUAUGUGGAAAAGAUUGGCAUGUUUCAGUAUUUCCGAGUUGUUUUCCCCUCUGAAAUACAACUGCUUCCGCAAUGGGCGUCAUGCCUGGUUAAUGUCACUUUGCAUACAUUUUCCAUGGAAUGCAAUUCACUUCUACUAGAUAGUUGCAGUAAGGGGAAGCAAAAUUGGCACAUCAUUCAACGAAUUCCAAAAGUUACUAUUGAUAGCAUUGAUCGUGAAAGACGCUUAUUGCUCAAUAAGGACUCGUACAAAUACGAAAUAAAGGAUGAGUUUGGAAGUUUCAUCACCCUUGAUCAAUCAAUUUUAUCAGUCUCCGAAGAGAUAGGACAGGAUCAAGCAAGCUUCCAUGGCUAA
Messenger RNA from Zingiber officinale, 3231 nucleotides. RefSeq names its product putative disease resistance protein RGA3. The record is from RefSeq and is a predicted model, not a curated record. The transcript has 4 exons. The coding region runs from base 1 to 3231 and encodes 1076 amino acids. Gene Ontology annotation, molecular function: ADP binding; protein binding. NCBI's taxonomy places the organism in Eukaryota, Viridiplantae, Streptophyta, Magnoliopsida, Zingiberales, Zingiberaceae. Gene Ontology annotation, biological process: defense response to other organism.